Centrocercus urophasianus (Greater sage-grouse) is the source of this 1251-nucleotide messenger RNA. RefSeq names its product heparan sulfate glucosamine 3-O-sulfotransferase 4-like. NCBI's taxonomy places the organism in Eukaryota, Metazoa, Chordata, Aves, Galliformes, Phasianidae. Bases 1 to 1251 code for a protein of 416 amino acids. The record is from RefSeq and is a predicted model, not a curated record. Gene Ontology annotation, molecular function: [heparan sulfate]-glucosamine 3-sulfotransferase activity. The transcript is spliced from 2 exons.
AUGGCCCCCCCCGCGCAGCCGGGGGUGCCGGGCGGGCGCGGCUCUAAGGUGCCCCCGGCGCGGAAGCUGCUCUGCAUGUGCAGCCUCUCGCUCUGCCUCACCUACCUGUGCUACAGCUUGAUGGGGGGCGCGGGCCCGGCCGCCCUACGUUCCCCGGCCGCGCUCCCCGCCACGGCGGCCCCCGGCGCCCCGCGUUCCCCGGCCGCGCUCCUGGGCACGGCGGCCCCGCGCUCCCCUCCCGGCCCGCCCGGCAGCUCCGCUGCCCCCACCGCCUCCGCCGCUCCGCCGCGGGCCUCCAACGGCAGCCGGGACGCGGGCGCCUGGACGCGGACGCCGCUGGCCCCCGGGGAAGCGAUCGCGGCGCAGAGCGGAGCCUUCGAGAGAGACCCGCAGGAGUCCAGCACCACGGACGAGGAGCUGAGCCGCGCCGGGAGCCGCGGCACCACGCCGGACUACGGCGAGAAGCGGCUGCCGCAGGCGCUCAUCAUCGGGGUGAAGAAGGGCGGGACGCGGGCGCUGCUGGAGGCCAUCCGCGCUCACCCCGACGUGAGGGCUGUGGGCACCGAGCCCCACUUCUUCGACCGCAACUACGAGAAGGGGCUGCAGUGGUACAGGGACGUGAUGCCCAAGACGUUGGAAGGCCAGAUCACCAUGGAGAAAACCCCCAGCUACUUUGUGACCAAUGAGGCCCCCAGGCGCAUCCACUCCAUGGCCAAGGACACCAAGCUGAUCGUGGUAGUUCGCAACCCAGUCACCCGCGCCAUCUCGGACUACACGCAGACGCUCUCCAAGAAGCCAGAGAUCCCCACCUUUGAGGUGUUGGCCUUCAAGAACCGGACCCUGGGGCUGAUUGACGCUUCCUGGAGCGCCAUCCGCAUCGGCAUCUACGCUCUGCACCUGGAGAACUGGCUGCAGUACUUCCCCCUCUCCCAGAUUCUCUUUGUCAGUGGUGAGAGGCUCAUCACAGACCCAGCCGGGGAGAUGGCCAAGGUCCAGGACUUCUUAGGCCUCAAGAGGAUUGUGACAGAGAAACAUUUUUAUUUUAAUAAAACCAAGGGGUUCCCCUGUCUAAAGAAGCCGGAGGACAGCAGUGCUCCCCGGUGCUUGGGCAAGUCCAAGGGUCGGACUCACCCCAAAAUAGACCCUGACGUCAUCCACAGACUGCGGAAGUUUUACAAACCAUUCAAUGUCAUGUUUUACCAAAUGACAGGCCAGGAUUUCGAGUGGGAGCGGGAAGAAAGUGAGAAGUAG